AAAUGGUCUGUGGAUUGGAUGGUAUCCAGUGUCCGCAUCACCUGAAGACAUACGCAAGCUGAGUGAUUAUGUUCGUGGAUUCGUUUGGGAACAAAAUAAUAUCGUGGGACGAACAUAAAAAAAGCAGUGCUUCGCUGAUCCUGGAGAUCCAGAAGCGACUGACCGACUGAGAGCGCGAGGUUGGUUGGUGUAUGGCUCGGUCCGUUUUGGACGUUCCUACCCUUAAUUCUACCUCGAGACUUCUUGCUUCGUUGGAUCUCAACGACGAACACAAGACGAGGGAACGCAGAUUGUCUCUGGAUUUAGGAUUGGGUUUUCAUUAUUCACAGAUGCAGAAUAUGGAUGAUUUGGACAUUGAUCAUGUAAUGGAUGUUCCUGAUACUCCUGAAAGACAGACCAUGCGGAAGAAUGGUGGGGAGAGUUUUGAAAAGCACGUUGGUUCUUCAGUGGCUUGUGAGUCUGAAAGUUCUGAAGUAUCGGGUAAAGGUGUUCCUGGUUUGCUGAGGGGUGGUGGUAGGCUGAUCGCUGAAAAUGUUAAUGGCAGAAGAUCUUAUCAUCGUUCCUCCAAAGAUUUCAGUAGUUCUGACAAAAUAGAGAAUGGCAUUUCCGCUGUUUUCUCCUCAUUGGAUAAUGGGACUUUUCCCAAGAACUCUAAUUUUAGGAAUAUGAUACUACGCCAAUCUUCUGCACAACCACAACAUUUGGAACACAUUCAUUCUAGUUCUCAUGGUCAUAGAGGUAAUAAUCAUCUGAUUGGUAGAGCUAAAGUUGGUGGUAGCUCUGAUGCUCCUGAAGUAUCUAUCUCUAAUGUCAGAAAUCAAGAUGGAAACAGGGGAAAACUAAUUGAUUUGAUUUCAAAUGACAAAAGCCCUUCAUGUUCUACCAAUCUUAGAAAUACAAGAAGGAAGAUGACCGCAUGUGACACAAACUUUGAUAAAGGAAAAGCUGUGUCCACUGAGGAUCCUAAGCCUUUUAGUUCCAUACCUGAUAGCUAUGUUCUAGAUUUAACAGUGCAGAAUGAAUGUAGUGGGAUGCCUGAAAGGGGAAGUAGUGCAUCAAAAUAUCCAGCUGAAGGGAUUAAAAAAGCACCGAUAGUACCCAAUGGCUGUUCUUCAUCACAUGUUGGCCGAAGCCCUUCAAAAGCACCCAGCAACACCUGCAAAGGGAAAAGCAAAUUGGAUGAUAAUGCAUCUAAUAAUGCUGGAGAUGAUUCCCAGAAUGUGAAUGGUAUUGGUUUGUCCAAUGCUUCCCAGUCAAAAACCAAACAAAUCAUUCUAAUUCCUCCACAGUCUACUUCCUCACCGAGGAGAGCCGGGCAAAAGAGGCUAGUUCGCAAUGGGUGCAUCUCUCCAUAUAACAUAGCAAGAGCUAAACAAACUGCUGAAAGCCUUGGUAUGAGUUCUGGUGGUGCCAAACAGGAUUACAUCAGAGAAGCAGUCUCCGGCGGUGGGACUUCAUCUUGUCAAAUACCCAUUGCCAUCUCUAGUUCUGAAGGCAACCAUACUGAUAGAAAGAAAGGAAAGGGAUUAAUGAAUGAUAGGAUUCCAGAAAAAGUGAAUAGUGACAAAGGCAUACAUUUUCCAAGCAGUUUGAUAUACCCUGUAGAAGAGGCUACUAGCAAUGAAGCUACUGCUGGAGACAUUUCCCAGUGUUUUGAAGACACAGGUGGUUGGAGAAGCACACAUAAUAGUUCAAGAAGAACAUCUUCACCAUUGAUUGGUGAGGUUGGACAUCUUCCUGGGGGUGGUCAAAGGCAUAAAAACAGAACAGAAAGUAUAAAUUGUAUGAAUGUAGUUAACAGCAGUCCUGAGACUGAUUUUGUUGAUGUUGGGGAUCCAGGAUCUAUUCAGCAUAGGCCCACUCAACAUUUAGCUCAAACAUCUUCCAAUGUUGCUUAUGAGUCACACAAUGUAAAUGGACAAUUUCAUAGAACAAAUAAGCUAAUGAAAAGACAAAAGAAGCAUGGUUCAUCUGGCAAUACUGGUGAUUGCUCUACUUCAACUUUUGAUGACUCAGAAGUUGCUUAUCUCUGGUCAUCUCGUGAACCUCCUAACACAAGAACAGCCAGAUCUCAGAAUCCUCAUUGUCAUGGCACCUCAGGACCUAUUAUAGAAAUUGAUGACUUGUCUCCAGAAAUGAGAUGCAAUAAUCCUCAAGAUACAAGUCGAAUAGUUGAUGAUGACUCAGAUGCUAGGGCAAGACAGGUAGAAGCUGAUGAGAUAUUGGCUCGACAACUCCAAGAACAAUUUUAUCGUGAGUUGCCUGGAGCUGGGGAUGGAGAGAUUGAUGCAAGUAUUGCAUGGACACUACAACAGGAAGAGGAUACACAACAUGCUUCCUUUCGUACGCAUCGGCGGUCAUCACAUCCCAGGGAUUCAUCAAUGUCACAUUUAUAUAGACAAUAUCCAUCACGGUCUUUCCAGAACUCUUCAACUCGGUCAGCAAAUCGUGGUCGAGUUCCUACCUCUGCAAGAAUGGCAAGAUUGAGAUCUAGUUUUCUUGGUCAAUCUCAUACUGUGUCAUCUAGGGAGAGAAUUAUAGAGUUCCCUUCGAAUAUGGAUUUUGAUACGAGAAUUCAUAUAUUGGAAGUACUGGAAGCUAGGGUUGGCAACAGCAAUGACAUGGGAGUAGCUAGUCACUUCCUUCAAGUUCAACGUGAUUUCAAUGAAAAUGAUUAUGAGAUGUUAUUGGCUCUUGAUGAGAACAAUCAUCAACAUGGUGGUGCAUCUCUCAGUCAGAUUACUGGCCUGCCACAGUCAACUGUCCAGACUGAUAACUUAGAAGAAGCUUGUGCAAUCUGUCUUGAGACCCCAAAAACUGGAGAUAAAAUUCGCUAUCUUCCCUGCUUGCACAAAUUUCACAAAGAUUGUAUUGAUCCUUGGCUGAGAAGGAAAACAUUAUGUCCAGUUUGCAAGUCCUCUAUCACUUGAUAUGCACGUAUAUUUGAGUCCUUCAUGCUAGUGCAUUACAGCAGGUUAUAUUGAGGUUGCAAGUAGUAACAUUUUUGGUUUUGUAGGUAAUCACAAAUCCAUGCAUUCUACCUGAAAUUUGUUGAAAUGGACAUCAAAAUUGGGCCAUAUAAUUUUGUUUUGUUUUUGUUUUUCUUGUUUUCAGUUCAAGUUAUACUGAAUUACUGGUACAUCAAAAUUUGUUUUCUUAAAUGGUACUAAUAGGGAUAGUGGGUGGAAAGAAAAGGCUUUGAAGGAAACACCCUUUACAUUUUUUUUUUUUUUUGGGGGGGGGGGUGUGAUAUGAGGAGCCCUCCUCCCCAAUUAUCUGCCUACCAUUGUGUCUUUUAGAUGAUAUCAUCUUUCGAUAUCCAGUAUUUGUUUUUUUCUAUUUUUAGUUUCUACGAUGCUUGUAGUUUCUACAAUGCUUCCUGUUCCUCAAGAGAACAAUGAUUUUUACACUGUUUACAUCCAAUAACUCAUAUUGAGUGCAUUAUAUCCAGAUGAAAGUUGACAGAUCCACUAUGCAUUCUAUCAGGCCCCACGUCACAGUACCUGGUGAAUCAAAUUUCCCAGAUUUGACUCAAUUAAUCAAGGCAUUGGUUCACUAAGUUGACAGAUGUGCUUCAGAUUACGAAGAUGAUUUUGCUUGGUAGAUUUAUUGAAGUUACUUGUGUUCCCAUUUAUCCGCUUUGUGCAUUUGAUUAUGUAUUACAUUUGUUUGGUAAUGGGAACUAAUAAUUGUAUCCUGUUUGUUUUUUGUGAUGAUGGUGGUGAUUAUUAUUAUUAAAAAAAUUGUUAAUGAGAGGAAUAGUCUCUUAAAU
Messenger RNA from Nelumbo nucifera (sacred lotus), 3772 nucleotides. RefSeq lists its product as uncharacterized. The record is from RefSeq and is a predicted model, not a curated record. Gene Ontology annotation, cellular component: nucleus. Gene Ontology annotation, molecular function: ubiquitin protein ligase activity; zinc ion binding. Lineage: Eukaryota; Viridiplantae; Streptophyta; Magnoliopsida; Proteales; Nelumbonaceae. Gene Ontology annotation, biological process: ubiquitin-dependent protein catabolic process.